This is a messenger RNA of Oenanthe melanoleuca, 612 nucleotides long. Its product is annotated as olfactory receptor 14J1-like. The transcript has 3 exons. NCBI's taxonomy places the organism in Eukaryota, Metazoa, Chordata, Aves, Passeriformes, Muscicapidae. Gene Ontology annotation, molecular function: olfactory receptor activity. Gene Ontology annotation, biological process: G protein-coupled receptor signaling pathway. The record is from RefSeq and is a predicted model, not a curated record. The annotation marks the transcript as partial. Gene Ontology annotation, cellular component: membrane.
CUGCACUACGGGACCCUCCUGGGCAGCAGAGCUUGUGCCCACAUGGCAGCAGCUGCCUGGGCCAGUGGCUUUCUCUAUUCACUGCUGCACACAGCCAAUACAUUUUCCCUGCCCCUGUGUAAGGGCAAUGCCCUGGGCCAGUUCUUCUGUGAAAUCCCACAGAUCCUCAAGCUCUCCUGCUCACACUCCAACCUCAGGGAACUUGGGCUCAUUGCUGUUAGUGCCUGUUUGUUAUUUGGUUGUUUUGUGUUCAUUCUUUUCUCCUAUGUGCAGAUCUUCAGGGCUGUGCUGAGGAUCCCCUCUGAGCAGGGACGGCACAAAGCCUUUUCCACCUGCCUCCCUCACCUGGCUGUGGUCUCCGUUUUUGUCAUUACAGCUACAUAUGCCAACCUGAAACCGCCCUCCAUGUCCUCUCUAUCCCUGGAUUUGUCCCUGUCAGUUCUGUACUCACUGGUGCCUCCAGAUCAUGGUGCUGAUUCUCUGGAAGUUCUGGAUGAAUUCCUGGAAGUCAAUUCUGAAUCCCUGAUCCCACACCUGCGGCCUGUGCUGGAGCUGUACCUCCAGUUUCACAAUGGCUCCUUGGUUCUAUGGGCCCCACAGCUUCAUCCUUGA